Lycium barbarum (goji berry) is the source of this 1783-nucleotide messenger RNA. Its product is annotated as 6,7,8-trihydroxycoumarin synthase-like. The record is from RefSeq and is a predicted model, not a curated record. Lineage: Eukaryota; Viridiplantae; Streptophyta; Magnoliopsida; Solanales; Solanaceae. The transcript is spliced from 3 exons. Bases 39 to 1532 code for a protein of 497 amino acids. Gene Ontology annotation, molecular function: monooxygenase activity; heme binding; oxidoreductase activity, acting on paired donors, with incorporation or reduction of molecular oxygen.
AAUACAGUUUUGAUAUGUAUGAUAAUUAGAAAAAAAAAAUGAUUAUGAUCUUUCUGCUCUUAGUUACCCUUCCGAUUGUAAUCAAUUUCCUAAUUCUCCUAGCCAAAAAGGCUAGAAAAAAUGUCGUGCCACCAGGUCCUUUAGGGCUACCUUUUAUUGGAAAUUUGCAUCAAUUUGAUAGUUUAACCCCUCAUCUUUAUUUUUGGAAACUUUCCAAGAAGUAUGGAAAUAUAUUCUCAUUAAAAAUUGGUUCUGCUACUAUGGUAGUAAUUUCUUCAGCAAAAUUAGCAAAAGAGGUAACAAAAAUACAAGAUCUAGCAUUUUGUAGUAGACCCUCUUUUCUUGGCCAACAAAAAUUGUCUUACAACGGCCAUGAUAUUGCCUUAGCACCUUACAAUGACUAUUGGAGGGAAAUGCGAAAAGUUUGUGCUGUUCAUUUGUUCAGUCUCAAGAAAGUGCAAUCAUUCAGUCCGAUUCGUGAAGAUGAAGUAUCAAGAAUGAUGAAGAAAAUAUCACAACAAGCCGUCGCUUCACAAAUUACAAAUUUGAGCAAUAUGGUGAUUUCACUAACAAGUACAAUUAUUUGCAGAGUUGCUUUUGGUAUUAGGUAUGAUGAAGAAGCACACGAAAAGAGGAGAUUCAAUGAACUUUUUGCUGUGUCACAAGAGAUGAUGGCGGGGUUCUUUUUCUCUGAUUAUUUUCCUUUAUUUGGUUGGCUUGAUAAAUUCUGUGGAAAUAUUAGUAGACUUGAGAAGAUUUUUAAGGAUUUAGAUGAGUUUUAUGAAGAACUCAUUGAACAACAUCUUAAUCCCAAUAGGCCAAAAUCCAUGAAAGGAGAUAUCAUUGAUCUUUUGCUUCAAUUGAGGAAAGAGCAAUCAACUCCAAUUGAUCUCACUUUGGACAACAUAAAGGCAAUACUCAUGAAUAUAUUUCUUGGUGGAACAGACACUAGCGCGGCUACAGUAGUUUGGGCAAUGACAGCCUUGAUUAAGAAUCCAAAAGCCAUGAAGAAAGUCCAAGAAGAAAUCAGAAAAUCAAUUGGAAACAAAGGCAUUGUGAAUGAAGAUGAUGUUCAAAAAAUGCCUUAUCUCAAAGCAGUGAUAAAGGAGACAUUGAGAUUAUAUCCACCAGCUCCACUACUAGUGGCAAGAGAAACAAUGCACAAGUCCAUACUAGAAGGAUAUGAAAUUCAGCCUAAAACUAUAAUUCAUGUUAACUCAUGGGCUAUUGCAAGAGAUCCUGAAAUAUGGGAAAAUUCAGAAGAAUUUAUACCUGAGAGAUUCUUGAAUAGUACUAUUGAUUUCAAGGGCCAAGACUUUGAGUUGAUUCCAUUUGGAGCAGGUCGGAGAGGUUGCCCAGGUAUUGCACUUGGCGUUGCAACGGUAGAUCUUAUACUUUCAAACCUUCUUUAUGCAUUUGAUUGGGAAUUGCCUUGUGGGAUGAAGAAAGAAGAUGUUGACACAAAUGUUUUGCCUGGAAUUAUUAUGCAUAAGAAAAAUGAUCUUUGCCUUGUCCCUGAAAAUUAUCUCUAGGCUAGCUACAUCUAGUCAUAAUGUAACCUUUAAUAUACCCGUUAAUAAAUGAGAAGAGUGUUUCUCAUUUAAGUUUUAAUAUACACGUAAAUAAAUGCUAGACUGUUUCUCGUCACCUAUGUUUAAUAUAUGGUACGCACGAUUUUGUGCCUUACCACUUUAAUUGUCAUUGUAAUUUAGUUGCUAUAGCUAGGUGUUCGUUUGUAAAUUUGAGUAGUGUGUUUUAUGUAAAAUUGCGAAAUUUUCAAAAA